Messenger RNA from Mytilinidion resinicola, 858 nucleotides. Its product is annotated as ribose 5-phosphate isomerase. Gene Ontology annotation, cellular component: intracellular membrane-bounded organelle. Gene Ontology annotation, biological process: pentose-phosphate shunt, non-oxidative branch; D-ribose metabolic process. The record is from RefSeq and is a predicted model, not a curated record. The coding region runs from base 1 to 858 and encodes 285 amino acids. The transcript is spliced from 2 exons. Lineage: Eukaryota; Fungi; Ascomycota; Dothideomycetes; Mytilinidiales; Mytilinidiaceae. Gene Ontology annotation, molecular function: ribose-5-phosphate isomerase activity.
AUGACAGACACAGGCAUCGAAGCCGCAAAGCGCAAGGCCGCAAUCCGGGCUGUUGAAGAGCACUUCUCGCCCGACUUCUCCUACGUCGGCAUUGGCUCCGGCACGACCAUCAUCUACGUCGUCGAGGCCAUAAAAGAGCGCAGCACGAACCCAAACAUCCUCUUCGUGCCCACGGGCUACCAGUCACGCCAGGUAGUUACCCAUGCCGGGUUGACGCCCAUCGCAUUCGACUCGCUGCCCGAGGGAAAGAUGCUGGACGUCGCCUUCGACGGCGCCGACGAGGUGGACGAGGACCUCAACUGCAUAAAAGGCGGUGGAGCGUGCUUGUUCCAGGAAAAGCUAGUAGCAGAGCGCGCGAAGAAGUUCGUUUGUGUAGCAGACUACCGCAAAGACCAGCCCCGCCUCUUGACAAAUUGGCCCACCAUCCCCAUCGAGGUCGCCCCGAUCUCCAUCAACACCGUCCUGCGCUCCCUCCGCCUCCUCGGCUCUCCCAAUCCCCACGUCCGCACCGGCCUGCUCGCAAAGGCUGGCCCACUGAAGACGGACCAGGACUUCUUCAUCAUAGAUGCGCCGUUCCCCGUGCUGCUGACGGCCAAAGACACGGCGUCGGGGCUCGGCGCUGGCGACGGGACUGGCGGGAAGUGGGAGGUUGAGCGGCUGAGCAAGGAGAUAAACCAGAUUACGGGUGUUUUGGAGGUGGGGUUGUUCUGUGGCCUGGACGGCGUGCAAGCGGAGGCGUUGAGGGAGCAGGGACUGGGCAAGGCUUCUGUGCUUGGUGGGCAGAAGCCCGUAGCGGUGUAUUUCGGGAUGCAGGAUGGGUCGGUGAAGGUGAGGACGGCGAAGGGUGGAAUAAAAUAG